Penicillium expansum is the source of this 228-nucleotide messenger RNA. RefSeq lists its product as uncharacterized. Bases 1 to 228 code for a protein of 75 amino acids. NCBI's taxonomy places the organism in Eukaryota, Fungi, Ascomycota, Eurotiomycetes, Eurotiales, Aspergillaceae. The transcript has a single exon. The record is from RefSeq and is a predicted model, not a curated record.
AUGCUCCGGUCUUUCGUUGUAUCCUGCGGCUUUCGGUGCCGUUCGUUUGAUUUUUUUCCCUUUACACCACCUGGGCAAGGACCGCCAAUAACAAAAGCGGGAAGCAGAUACCGGGAACAGUCGUAUCAGAUACGAGUACUAUAUGUAUGCCCGGCUAGAGCGUGGUGUUGUGAAGGGGAAAAAAUGAGCAAUGGUGUUCCAAAUCAACACGGCUCGGGAAAAUGUUGA